AUGUCGACUCAAAUGUCUACCCCUGAACAACAAGAAAAUCUUCAAGAAUUCUCAAAAAUUAUGGCUACUUUACCUUCUGAAGUUUUUGAUGAAAUUUUUAGGCACCUCAAAUUUGAUAAACGUUCUUUGUAUUCAUGUCUCUUGGUAAAUAGAUUUUGGUGUCGAAAGGUCGUUCCCUUGAUUUGGAGACGACCGAUGCCCUAUAAUCAAAAGAAAACUAUUUGUGUUGACAUUGGUGUUUUUAUUCCAUUUUUUGAUGAAAGUGAAGUAGCAUCAUUAAUUAAAGGUGGUAUGACGAUUCCAGAUCAAUCAAGUUCGGAAAUUGGGUCUAUAGUAUCAAAUUAUACAAUACCCGAUAACAUGGAUAUUAAUUCACCUAUAAAUGCCAUGGUCGUUUCUUUAUCAAAAAUGUUUAUGAGGUGUGCUACUAAUCUUAAAUAUUUGAUAUUAAAUCCAUUUGGUGGAUAUCGCGAUAUUCCAGAUAGUAAAAUAUUUAUCGAGGGUCGACCCGGUUUAACAAAUUUGCGUAAAUUUAAAAUCAGAUUUAAUUCUUUAUCCGUUAUUCGACCAGAAUAUCGAAAAAAUAUUUUUGAUCUUAUGAAUACCCUUCCAAAUAUUUGUACUGGAAUUCAUCAUUUAGAUAUAACAAGGGUUAGAGUUUCUAAUCCGGAUGUUGCUCGUAUGGUAGGAGGUGUAAUUAAAUCUCAACAUCAAUUAUUUUAUUGUCGAUUUUUUAGAGUUGAUGGAGAUGUUGAUUCAUUAAUAUCAAUGUUGAGAUUUCAAGCAAAUAAUUUGAUUACCGUAGUAUUUGAUGAUACCGAUUUGGCAGAUGUUUCUCUUGAACCUUUAGCCAGAUGUAUCAAAUUAGAAGCAUUGGUAUUUCGAAAAUGUCGAAAUAUUAAUCUCGAAAAAUGGAAAACUUUAAUCAAUGCUCCUUUUAAACUUAAACUAUUACAUUUAAGUGAUCUUUCGUCAGAUGUUAUAAAAGCGAUCAUAGAAAAGGCGGGUGAUAAUUUGGAGAAAAUUGGAAUGAAAAUUGUUUCUUCAAAUGUUGUUGAAGGAAUCGAAGCGAUUAUGACCAAUUGUCCAAAUGUUACACAUUUAUCAAUAAAUUGCAUACAACCAAAUAUUGAUACAAAAAUUUUUGUCCCUUUAAUGAGUAAACUUAAAUUACUUACACAUCUUACAAUUUCAAUAUGGGAACGAGAUGAAAUCUUGACAGAAUUAUCAAAUGUUAAAUUCGAGAAAUUAAAAUAUUUAGAACUUGCUACAAAUUUUAAUAUCAAAGGUUUAGAAGUAUUCUUGGAGAAAUGUGAUUCACCAUUAACAACAAUAAUUAUGGAAUCAAUUAAUGAAGAAGAUUUGAAUAUGUUUAAGAAAUUCUCAAGAGAAAAAGGAACGUUAAAAUGGUUAGGUGUGGAAUUUACUAAAUCUGGAGAAAUAUCAAUGAGUCAUUACGAUUACUUAAGAAAUAUCUCCAAUUUGGCAGAGGGAUAUUUUCAAGUUUUUCCUGCUAAACAAUUAAGGAAGAACAUUUAA
Molecule: messenger RNA, 1539 nt
Organism: Diversispora eburnea
Lineage: Eukaryota; Fungi; Glomeromycota; Glomeromycetes; Diversisporales; Diversisporaceae
Source: the annotation of a GenBank genome assembly